Ricinus communis (castor bean) is the source of this 3993-nucleotide messenger RNA. RefSeq lists its product as uncharacterized. Lineage: Eukaryota; Viridiplantae; Streptophyta; Magnoliopsida; Malpighiales; Euphorbiaceae. The record is from RefSeq and is a predicted model, not a curated record. The coding region runs from base 557 to 2908 and encodes 783 amino acids. The transcript has 2 exons.
GUCACUCAAAUAAAUAUUAUGUUUUCCAAAUUUAGGCAAAUGACAAAAGCAAUCCUUUUAACCAUGGUUAAAAAAAACAGACAAACCAUGAUUAGGGUUUUAACCAUGUAAAAAAUGGUAAGAGUUUUUUCAUAUAAAAGGAAGUAGAAUGCAAGGCAAAAACACAUUUCUUUUUCAAUUAAAGAUUAUAUUGUAGCAGUUUUUUCUAGUCAAUUCUCAUUAGGCUCUUAAAAAAAACAGGAAAAGGCAAAAAAAAAAAUUCAAAACCCCAAAAAUAAACAACAGUGCAACUUUAUUUUAUAUAUAUAUAUAUAUAUUUUUUUUUUUUUCCUUUUUUUUUGUCUGUGGCUUAUAAAAUUGGGUAAAAUCAAAAUUGAAGAGCUAAAAUCAUCAAUGGCGUCCCUGUGCUUUAACUCUCUGCAAAUGGGGCUUGCAUGAUUGAAGGCAGGGUCACAACUGGAGCUGUUGGCUAAUUCAGAUAUUGACAAUUGAUUCUUGUUGCUAUCAUCGGCUUAUAUUUAGAAAGAAGGAAAGCCAUCGGAGAGGCAUAGUAAAAAUGGAAUGUAACAAGGACGAUGCCUUUAGAGCUAAGGAGAUGGCAGAGAAGAAGUUCCUUGAGAGCGAUGUUGCUGGGGCAAAAAGAUUUGCAUUGAAGGCUCAUAACUUGUAUCCUGGGCUUGAUGGUCUUUCUCAAUUUCUGGCAACCCUUGAUGUGUAUGUCUCUGCCAAGGAAAGAAGAAAUGGGGAAAUAGAUUGGUACGGAGUGCUGGGUAUAGAACCACCAACUGAUGAUAACACAAUCAGGAAGCAAUACAGGAAGCUGGCUAUCAUUCUUCACCCUGAUAAAAAUAAAUCAGUGGGUGCUGAAGGGGCUUUUAAGAUUCUAUCUGAAGCAUGGGGAUUGUUGUCUGAUAAAGCCAAGAGAAGCGCCUACGACCAGAAGCUGAAUUUAUGUGAUUAUCGGAAAUUUCCAAAUUACGUAUCGGCAAUGCCAACCGGUCAGAAUGGUUUGCAUAAUUUCUUCAACAAUAAUAACUCCACUUCAACAACUCGGAAUAGUGCGAUGCAUCCAAAGUCUGAUCCACCAUCUCAUUUUUCCAAACCUAGAACCUUUUGGACAAUCUGCAACUUUUGUAAAACACAAUUUGAGUACCUUAAUGCUUAUCUCAACCAGAACCUUCUUUGUCAGAACUGUCGUCAGCCCUUUUAUGCUGUUGAGAUGCCACCCCCACCUAUAAAUGGCAACAGUCCAUCCACUAAAUGCACUUCCUACACUCGACGAAAGAAUUCUUCUCAGCAUACAAUAACUGAAAAGUCAUAUGCUACAUUUAAGGACCCAGUUUCUAUGACAAAUAUGCAAUCUGCGGCUCAUUCAAGUGCAUUUGCUGAAGCAGGCAGUGUUGGAAGUGUGCCAUCAGUCGUUCCAAAACCCGCCAUCGGAGAGGAGUUCCUUCAGAGGAAAUUUCACACUUUUAAGGAAGCAGGCACUAGUUUAGCUAGUGAAUCCUCUAAUGCUGGUUUUGCUUCUACACCCAAAGUAGAUAGGCUGAAGAAGAAAAGGCGCGUUGAUGAUCAAAAGAUGAAUUAUAUGGCAAAUCAAAUGGCAAGCAGACACGGAGGAGUUGGUGAAUUUGGUAGCCGAAAGGGUGGUUUUGAAACUGGAAGGAGAACCAUUUCUGAUGUCAAUAAAUUUAAUCAGAUAAGAGAGCUGUCACAGAGAGAAAUUCGGAACAUAUUGACGGAGAAGGCUAAGAAGGAUAUUUGCAUGAAACUGAAGGACUGCAGGUCUCCGUCUGCUGUAUUAAAUAGCUCAGAGAAAGAGAUGGAGAAGGAAGAGAAAGGAAAGGAAAAGGCUUCUUCAAAUGGCACAAAAGUUGAUGGAAACAAAUGCCUGGUAGAUUCCAAAACUAGAGCUCAUGCAGAGCCUUUCCUUGCCAACUCAGACGUCGAUCCUGAUAUGAAGGGUGCUGAUCCAGUGUCAAUGACUGUCCCAGAUCCAGAUUUUCAUGAUUUUGAUAAGGAUCGGACAGAAAAAUCAUUUGGCGGUAACCAGGUUUGGGCUGCUUAUGAUGAUGAUGACGGGAUGCCUCGACAUUAUGCUAUGAUUCACAGUGUGAUCUCACGGAAACCACUCAGAAUGCGAAUCAGUUGGCUUAAUUCCAAAAACAAUCGUGAAUUGGCGCCAUUAAACUGGAUUGCUUCUGGUUUUUACAAGACCAAUGGAGACUUCUGGAUAGGCAAGCAUGAAAUUAACAAGUCUCUUAAUUCUUUUUCACAUAAGGUUAAGAAGUGGGCAAAGGGCAUUAGAGGGACCAUUCAAAUUUAUCCGAGCAAGGGUGAUGUGUGGGCUCAGUAUAGGAAUUGGUUGCCUAAUUGGAAUGAGCUUACCCCAGAUGAAGUGAUACACAAGUAUGACAUGGUGGAAGUGCUUGAAGACUACAACGAGGAGAGAGGUGUGCCUGUUGCUCCUCUUGUUAAAGUUGCUGGUUUUAAGACAGUAUUUCGCCGGGAUCCUGACACAAGUAAAAUCAAGGCAAUUCCAAGAGAGGAGCUGUUUAGACUUUCCCACCAGGUCCCUUCUUACUUUCUGACAGGUCAGGAAGGUCAUACUGCUCCGAAGGAUUGCUGGGAACUUGAUCCUGCAUCUAUGCCUAUGGAACUACUUGAAGUACUAACUGAAGCUCAGGUGAAAGAAAUGGUGGAGAAUGCUGAAAAGGCUAAGGAUCCACUUGCAGAUGUCAAAAAAUCUAAGAAAAUACAGUCGAUAGAAAAUGGUGAAACAACCAAGGAAAAGGGAGUGGUGGAAAACUCUGGUAAACGAAAUGGAGUAGAAGUGAGGAAGGAUAAGGGUAAGGAAACCAUGGGAGAGAAGGUAAUAGUGUACAAAAGGAGGGGAGAAAGGAACUAGGCCAUUUAAAGUUAUAGUUGGAAAAGGUAAAGAGGUUGAAAAGUGUAUACAGGAAAUAAUUUAGCAGUUGUUCUUUUUUAUCACAGCGGUGGGUUAUAGUUUUGUUUCUGUAGUUAUUGGAUGCCCCUGAGACUUAUCGCAGCCUGUAACAUGAAGAUUGUUUGGAAGGCUGAAUUCGCAUAGAGGGUACUGGGUAGGUUAGGAGCUUAACAUCCAGUAGGCUAAGUUCAUUAUUUGCUGCCCACCAUGCUUUUAAUUUUUUUUUUUUUUUCCUGAAUACCCUAUAAAGCAAUGUUCAUGCAGCUGGUCAAAUUUUUUUGCCUUAGGAGCUGCACUUCUAUUGAAUACACCUUAUAAAGGCUUUACAAUCUUCCCUUUCUUCUGCUGUGUUUGGUUGUUAAGUAGAACGUAUUCUCAUUUGAUUUCUUGCCACCAUCAUGCAACUUAACUGUCAUCUUGAAACGAAGAAUGUUGUUUAAAUUGUUUGCCUUAAUCUAUUUCAGUACUGGCAUGGAAAGUUAAGCAGUAGGGUGGUGACUAGGGACAGCUGGUUGAUAUAACACGAACCCUGAAGUUGAUGGUGACAUGUUCUCUCGUUUGCUAGGAGAAUGCAAUUUGGAAAUGUCACCUUUCAUGAAAAGUUAACAAAUUUUGAGCAAUAUGCAACACAAUGCUAUAAAGAAUCCUAAUAAUUAUUGCUAAACUCUCAUAUCAACUGUAAUUAGUUAAAAUAUAUAAAAAUAAUACUUAAUUUUAAAGAAUUUAUAAAUAAUAAAGAAAAAGAAGGGGGGGUUGGGGGUGCACAGGAUAAGCAAAAUAUAGGGGAAUCAUUCUCUUCCAACAGAAAGGACAGAAAUAAAAGAGUCCUAAUAAUCAACCAAAUCAAACGACCCUAAAUACAACACUCUCUCUUCCUCUUCAACCUUAUCCUUUCAUCUCUCCCAUCCAUUUCUAUCUCUCCCCCCCAAACCCAACAUCACACUCAGAGUCUCUCGAAACGCCAACAUUUGUCAAUCAAAAGAAAUUCGAUCAAAUCAAAAUACAAAUUUUUUUAAAAAAAUUAAAAAAUUAAAAAAAAAAAAAAA